Molecule: messenger RNA, 382 nt
Organism: Cannabis sativa
Lineage: Eukaryota; Viridiplantae; Streptophyta; Magnoliopsida; Rosales; Cannabaceae
Product: omega-amidase, chloroplastic-like
Exons: 4
Coding region: 3-356 (117 amino acids)
Biological process (GO): oxaloacetate metabolic process; L-glutamine metabolic process
Cellular component (GO): mitochondrion
Molecular function (GO): omega-amidase activity
Source: RefSeq, a predicted model, not a curated record
ACAUGUUUCAUGUACUGAUAUCAUUACUUUUUAAUUUUAUGUCAAAGGUGUUCAUAUAUAUGAUAUGCUAUCCGGGAGCAUUUAACAUGAGCACUGGUGAACUGUUGUGGGAGCUGGAACAGAGAUCACCAGCCCGGGCUUCAAGUUGUUCUUAUAUGAUAUGGGGCCAUUCUACACUUGUUGGACCGUCGGGUGAGAUAAUUGCAACAUCAGGGGAUCAAGAGACUGUUGUGGUUGGUGAGAUUGAUUACUCCAAAAUACAACAACAAAGAAAGAGCCUCCCACUUAACGAGCAAAAACGAAGAGAGAUAUACCAGUUUGUUGACGUACAUGAACAAGAACAAGAAACUGAUUAAUGACAACAUCUUCACAUAUUUGCGUA